Aegilops tauschii subsp. strangulata is the source of this 1871-nucleotide messenger RNA. The record is from RefSeq and is a predicted model, not a curated record. Lineage: Eukaryota; Viridiplantae; Streptophyta; Magnoliopsida; Poales; Poaceae.
UCCUUCCUGAGUUUGCUUUCACCUUCACGAAUCUCUCUCGCACCAACCGGCGGCUCGUUUCCUCACCCCCGCCGCCGCGCCGCCAUGCUCCGGCUUCAGCGCUGCGUCCUCACCCAGCUCCUCUCGUCUCGGUCCGCCUCUCCCGUCUCCCAUCUCCGCCGCCUCAUCUCUGCCGCCGCGCCGGUCGUCUCCCCGAACCCUAGCUUCGCGGUGGAGAACUACCUCGUCGACACCUGCGGCCUCACCGGGGCCCAGGCACUCAAGGCCUCCGCCAAGCUCAACCACCUCAGGUCCCCCUCUAAUCCCGACGCCGUCCUCGCCUUCCUCGCCGGCCUCGGCCUCUCCAGCGCUCACGUCGCCGCCCUCGUCGCCAAGGACCCCAAGUUCCUCUGCGCCGGCGUGGAGAGGACCCUAGCCCCCGUCGUCGUCGGGCUCACCGGCCUCGGUCUCUCGCGUCCUGAGAUCGCGCGCCUCGUCUCGCUCGGCGGCGCCCAGUUCCGUUGCAGAUCCAUCGUCUCCAGCCUACAAUACUACCUGCACCUCUUCGGCUCCGCCGAGAAGCUCUUCCGGGCGCUCAAGUAUGGCUCCUGCCUUCUCUCGUCCGACCUUGAGCUUGUGAUCAAGCCCAACGUCGCGUUCCUGGAGGAGUGCGGGCUCGAUCCUUGCGAUAUUGCCAAGCUGUGCACCUGCGCGCCAUGGUUGCUUAGCACCAACCUGGAGCGUCUCCAGGCAAUGGUUGCAUGUGCUGAAGGUAUAGGCGUGCCUCGGGGUUCCGGGAUGUUCAGGCAAGCACUGCAGGUCGCAUUCUACGGCGAGGAGAAGAUCACAGCCAAAGUGGACCACUUGAAGAACAUGUUCAGGUGGUCGGAUGCUGAGGUGCGCAUUGCUGUUUGCAAAGCUCCAAUGGUGCUGACGUUGUCCAAGGACCUGCUGCAGAGGAAGUCCGGGUUCCUGGUCUCUGAAGUUGGGUUGGAACCGGCAUACGUGGCUCAUCGGUUGACAUUGCUCACUUACAGCCUAGAGGGCCGGCUAAGGCCCCGGUACUAUGCUGUAAAGUUUCUUAAGGAAAAUGGAUUGCUAGAUCAUGGACGAGACUACUAUGCUGCAGUCGUGCUGCGCGAGAAGGUAUUCAUGGAGAAGUUCAUAUGCCCUCACAAGAAAGCUGCACCGCAGCUCGCCAAAGACUAUGCAGCAGCUUGCAGAGGGGAAGUGCCGGCUAGAUUCAGAUUUACAUGAACAAGACCAGUAUGAAAUUUCGUGACAUUUUCACUCUUUGUGUGAGAUUCAAGACAAACAUGCAACACAUGUGGUGGCUACCAUAAGCUAAGCUGGACUGUCGAAGACUCGAAGUAAUUGUUCUUGAGGUAUCUUUAUACAUUUACUUUAUAUAAUGGUUGAUUGAUCUAGGCAGGGGUAAUGGCUCCUGUGCAGUGUUCAGUUUUUCGGAACGAAUUACCUUUGACUGACAAAUACUCCCUCCUUGUCAGGCUUAAUUCAGAAGUAGUCUUCUAUCUAUUGUCGGUACCUUGCCUUGAUGUAGGUGACGGCGUGUCCUUGACGGUGGCGUGGAUAACGAAGAGAUCGCCGCCUACCUGGGGAUGAUCAGGAGACAACGCAGCAGCAGCAGCAGCAGAGGGGAAGCUGCAAUAAUCCUGCCCUGCGAACUCAGCAGCACAUGUUCCCAGCCCUCUAUAUUUACACAUACGCCUACUAAAAUUUUAUCAGCAACGAUGUACUAGUAUUGUUCUGUUUCCAGAGCAAACUCCCCAAGGUUUAUUUAGAUCAGCUGAGGAGGCUAAUAUACUGCCGAACUGCAUAUUUGGACAGUGAUGGUCCAUCAUUCAGGGAAAAGUCAGACAUCUGCAAGUUCA